AUUAACCAGAGGGAAGCUGCCAAACAAGAUUUAGCAGGCAGCAUCCUCCGGGCUUACUGUACACAUGCUAGGAUCCCGGACAGCAGGACUGAGCCAGCAGUAACAGCCUGAGACCACUGCAGACUGGCCUGGCCAUUGUGAACAAUGCUACUUGUUCUGUACACCUGUCUCCUCUGGCUAUCUACCAGUGGCCUCUGGACCAUCCAGGCUGAGCACUCCAGUGCUGAUGUGAACGCGAAGAACCAUCACCGGGGCUUAGCUCCAGCCAAUGUUGACUUUGCCUUCAGCCUAUAUAAGCACCUAGUAGCCUUGACUCCUGACAAGAACAUCUUCAUCUCACCUGUGAGCAUCUCUAUGGCCUUAGCUAUGCUUUCCCUGGGCACCUGGGGCCACACACGGACCCAGCUUCUCCAGGGCCUCGGCUUCAACCUCACAGAGAUGGCUGAGGCUGAGAUCCACCAGAGCUUCCAGCACCUCCACCACCUCCUUGAGGAGUCAGCCACCAGCUUAGAAAUGACCAUGGGCAAUGCCUUGUUCUUUGACCACAGCCUGGAGUUGCUAGAGACAUUCUUAACAGAUAUGAGGCACUUCUAUGACUCAGAGGCUUUGGCUACGGAUUUCCAGGAAUGGGAUAGAGCCAGCAGACAGAUUAAUGAGUAUGUCCAAAAUAAGACACAAGGAAAAAUUGUCAACUUGUUCUCAGAGCUGAAUAGCCCAGCCAACCUCAUCUUGAUCAACUACAUCUUCUUCAAAGGCACGUGGACACAGCCCUUUGACCCAAAUAGCACCAGGGAGGAAAACUUCUAUGUGAACGAGACAACUGUGAUGAAGGUGCCCAUGAUGUUCCAGUCACGUCCCCUCAGGUACCUGCGUGACUCGGAGCUCCCAUGCCAGCUGCUACAGCUGAACUACGUGGGAAAUGGGACCAUCUUCUUCAUCCUUCCUGACCAGGGGAAGAUGGACACGGUCAUCAAUGCACUGAGCCGGGACACGAUUCAGAGAUGGUCCAACAGCCUGAACAUUAGCCGGGUGAACCUAUACAUCCCAAAGGUCUCCAUCUCUGGAGCCUAUGACCUGCGGCAUGUGCUGGCAGAGCUGGGUAUCGGAGACUUGUUCACUAGCAACGCAGAUUUCUCAGGCAUCAUUCAGGAGGGCCAGCUGAGGUUAUCUAAGGUGGUCCACAAGGCCGUGCUGCAACUUGAUGAGGAGGGUGUGCAGGCAUCUGCCUCCAGAGUGGUCACCCCAUACCUGACAUCUAGCCAAUCAUUUACAAUCAACGUCAGUUUCAAUCGGCCCUUCCUCAUCUUGGUCUUUGACCACUUCACGUGGAGCAGCCUUUUUCUAGGCAAGUUUGUGAAGCCAACCUAGAACACUUGCCCAGGAGCCAUAGCACUACCUGACUUGGGGUCUGAGGAGCCUCAUGGAAAUGUUUUGGAGGGUGGGUGGUUUCCCCCAAUCUUCUCCAUCUAACCAGAGUUGUCUGUACCUUACACAUCUUGUAAUAAAAACUGUCACUCUGACUGA
Messenger RNA from Otolemur garnettii (small-eared galago), 1524 nucleotides. RefSeq names its product serpin family A member 6 (gene SERPINA6). The transcript is spliced from 5 exons. Gene Ontology annotation, molecular function: serine-type endopeptidase inhibitor activity. Gene Ontology annotation, biological process: negative regulation of endopeptidase activity. The coding region runs from base 145 to 1368 and encodes 407 amino acids. Lineage: Eukaryota; Metazoa; Chordata; Mammalia; Primates; Galagidae. The record is from RefSeq and is a predicted model, not a curated record.